Messenger RNA from Neurospora tetraspora, 1673 nucleotides. RefSeq names its product Metallo-dependent phosphatase. Gene Ontology annotation, molecular function: endopolyphosphatase activity; phosphatase activity. Gene Ontology annotation, cellular component: cytoplasm. Bases 188 to 1594 code for a protein of 468 amino acids. Gene Ontology annotation, biological process: polyphosphate catabolic process. The record is from RefSeq and is a predicted model, not a curated record. NCBI's taxonomy places the organism in Eukaryota, Fungi, Ascomycota, Sordariomycetes, Sordariales, Sordariaceae. The transcript has a single exon.
UCUUUUCUGUCCCCACAUUCACUGAGCACAUCAUGCAAUGUUUCAUCGUCACAUGUCACAUAUUGCGAACGAUAGUGCACACUGCGUCCAAUAGCUUCUUCACAAGCUGUUCACCUCUUUUUUUUUUUUAGAUCUUUGCCCGAUUUCUCGCAUUUAAACAUCCAAAGCGAUCUUCACAAGACUGCCAAUGGAUUACUGGAACACUUCAUUAACGAUAUCCACAGAACCCUCGCAACCUCUCACAACCCAGAACAACGGCGAUGAACACCAAGUUCCUAUUAUCCCAGAACUCGAACUUAUCGACGCAGUUUACAGUCCUAUAACUCUGAUAUCAAACCUUCCCAAGAAACAUCUCCCAUCUAUCACCAACCCUUCACCACCGUCCAACCCCUCUUCCGAUGUCACCAACAGCAAACGUCUGGUUAUCAUAGGCGACACGCACGGUCGUCUGACCACCCUACGAUCUCUUCUGGCCAAAAUCUCAUUUGACAAUACGACAGAUCAUCUCAUCCUUGCUGGAGAUUUAGUAACGAAAGGUCCGGAUAGCAAGGGUUUGGUGCAGUUCGCUAGGGACAUAGGAGCGAGUGCAGUGAGAGGCAACCAUGACGACAAGGUGCUCGAAGCCGCGAAGUGGUUAAGUCGCAUAAAACAGGGCAAAAAAUGGCGGGGUAAGGCAGAGAACGAGGCCGAUAGUGUGAGUGACGACGAAGAGGAAAUUUCAGAGAAAGAGGAAGAAGCAAACGACACCCUCGACGUUGCGGGACGACAACGACGAAAUAAGAAGCCUAAAGGGUUAAAGCCAGAACACAUCGCCGUCGCCCGCUCCCUGAGCCCUUCUCAACUUCACUGGCUCGCCUCUCAACCCAUCAUCCUCCGAGUUGGACACCUUUCCGGAGCGAAGACCGCGCCAUGGAACGCCAAAGAAGUGGUCGUCGUCCACGGGGGUCUCAUCCCAUCUCUCCCGCUAGAGAAGCAAGACCCAUGGGCGGUGAUGAACAUGCGGAGCCUGGCUUACGAACUCGCUACCUCUUCAGCCCCUGAUAACACCAGGAACGAAGACAAAAAGAAGAACGACGGAAAUAUUAACACCACCCACAAAGGAAUAACCACCAUUCCCCUCGACACCCGCGAAGGCGAACCCUGGUCCCGCGCCUGGAACCGCUACCAAAACCUGAUCAGCAACGCAUCCAAGCGCGUAGCCGUCGUCUACGGCCACGACGCCCGCUCCGGUCUGCAAGUCGACAAAGACAUCACCAUCAACCUAGGCAAGAGCCCAAUCCCAAUCAGCGCCCGCCAGAUCACCGGAACAGGCGACCAAACAGUCAACGUGAACGCCGGAAGAGACGUGGAGAUCGAAAUCGAGACGGAAGUAGAGAUUGAAUCGGAGUCCGAGGUGAAGAGAUCAUCAGACGGAGGAAACGGAGUGGAAGCUGAAAGGAGGAAGAAGAAGCCGAAGAAGUUCAAGGGAACUCGAUAUGCGUACGGUCUCGACUCGGGCUGCGGACAUGGGAGGCAAUUGUCUGCGCUGGUGUUGGAAGUCAAUGAGAGCGGGGAUGAUAUUGUUCAUCGGAUUGAGCAGGUCGAGUGUGAGUGAACACGGAUCGGAACAGGGACAGAAUGGCCACUGGGUAAAGGUUAGGGGAAUAACGAACGGAUCUGCGAUGGUAUUUACA